Molecule: messenger RNA, 793 nt
Organism: Cebus imitator (Panamanian white-faced capuchin)
Lineage: Eukaryota; Metazoa; Chordata; Mammalia; Primates; Cebidae
Product: collagen alpha-2(I) chain-like
Exons: 2
Coding region: 69-476 (135 amino acids)
Source: RefSeq, a predicted model, not a curated record
UGUUCCUGCUAGAUGGGGAAAGGAGCCGGUGGACCGACUCGCUCCCAGUGGGGGCAGAAAUUCAUGGAAUGGGCGAGAAGGAGGGGGAGGCAAAGCCCGGAGAUGGGGGUGAGAGCGCAGGAGCCCUUGUGGCGCACUCUCCCGACGGGAGGCGAAGUGCGCACGCGCGCCGGUGGGGGGGCCGAGUAACGGGAGAGGGGGCGCGCGAGGGAGGGAGAGGGGAGAGCGCGAUCCAGGGAGAGACCGGGGCCGCGGGCGCGCGACGACGCCGCGGCCCAAAGCCCCGAGAAGGGCAGGAGCGCGCGCAGCCCCGACAGGCGAAGCCCCGGCGACGGGGGCGCCCGCGGGGCCGGGGGCCGGGAUGCGCGCCGAGGGCGGGAGGAAUAGGUGUAGAGUGGAGAACUGGAUGUGAUGGGACAGAACUAUGGCACAAGGCUAGUUGCAAGGCUCUGGAACGGUCUAGGAGAGAGAGAUGAUGGUGGCUUUAACUACAGUGGUAGCAGUGCAGCUCUGAGAAGUUGUGAGAUUGAAGAUAUAUUUUCAAAAUUGAACAAAGGAUUGGAUGUAAGGCACAGAGAAAGAGAAGAAACAAGGAUGAUACCUGAGAUUGGGGCCUGAGCACCUGGGGGAAUAAGGGUGCCUUUCACCAUGGUAGGGAGAACUACAGAAAAAGUACAUUUUCAGAUGUGUAGAUCAAGAGUUUUGCUUUGGCCAUUUUAAGCUUGGGGUGCCUAGUAGUGUGAAAGUGAAGAUGUUGAGUAAGCCAUUGAGUGUGUGAUGCUAAAGUGCAGGG